Molecule: messenger RNA, 3235 nt
Organism: Cottoperca gobio
Lineage: Eukaryota; Metazoa; Chordata; Actinopteri; Perciformes; Bovichtidae
Product: NLR family CARD domain-containing protein 3-like
Exons: 2
Coding region: 26-1120 (364 amino acids)
Source: RefSeq, a predicted model, not a curated record
UUAUAGAUGCGAUGACUGUAAAAUAAUGUUUAUCUUUGAUGGUCUUGAUGAGUACAAAGAGAAGCUUGACUUUCAAAACACUUUGCUUCUCGGUGACCUCAGAGAUCCCACCACCCUGAACGUCCUCGUGGUCAACCUCUUCAGAGCGAGGCUGCUCUACCGCGGCAUAUUCCUGGUCUUUUCUCGGCCAUUAGUAGAGAACUGCAUCCCUUUUGAUACGCAUUAUAGUGAGAUUGAAGUGCGUGGUUUCCGUGACCCUGAUAAGGACGAGUACUUUAAGAAGAGAUUUCCGGACCCAGAUCAAGCAGCUCGAGUCAUUGCGUAUAUCAACUCCUCCAAAACCCUCCGCAUCAUGUGCCACCUGCCCUUGUUUUGCUCACUGGUGGCUGAUGAGUACCAGCACUACAGCACAACACAGGCCGAGCUGCCCAGGAGCAUCACCUACAUGUACACAAAGCUGCUGCUUGCACUCAUGCGUCAGCAUCGCACAUUUAGAGCUCCAAAUCAGAGCCCAGAUGAAGAGGAAGACUUCCUCAUGAAACUUGGAAAGUUGGCCUUCAACAUGCUGGAAAAAGACGAGUUCCGCAUCGACCAGUUCAACUGGAAUGUGGUGGGAGUCGAGGAAGAGGAGGCGGUGAUUAACAGUGGCAUGUGCACACAGUACCUGACAAAACCAUUUGUCUUGUGUCAUGAGCAUGUCCUCAGCUUUAUCCACCCCACCAUGCAGGAGUACCUGGCUGCACUUUAUGUGUUUCUCACCUUCAUAAACCACGGGAAGAACAUGUUUGAGCAGCAGCUGAAAGACAGGUUCAAGGGGAUAUUCAAGGCGCAGAGGACGAUGAUGGAGCUGUACAAGAGUGCUGUGGACUCAAGCCUGCUGUGUGACGAUGGUAAACUGGACAUUUUCCUGCGUUUCCUGCUUGGAAUGUCUCUUAAGACCAACCUGGAACUUAUUCAACCAUUCUGCACAUCUCCUCUAACGUGGCCGACAGUUACUAAUGAUGCUGCUGCCCUCAUCAGGAAGAGGAUCAGAGAAAAUCAGUAUCCUGGCAGGAAUAGCAACUUGCAUUGCUGCUUGGAAGAGCUGGGUGUGUGCGCCUCAGAGGCAGCAUCCAGUUGAUCCAACUCUUUUAAAAACUGAUCAUUGUGCUUUCCAAUGGGAGAGGAAAACCGUUAAAGGCAUGUCUGCCCUGAUGGAGAAACAUGUUUCUCUCCCAUUCAGCCAACAUACAUAAUCACUUGUGAAGUUACACCGAUGUACCAAAGAUGUGGAAAGAGAAUAUUUAAAGGAAAAUGUGGAUGGUGUGAAACACAAUAAUACUUAACUUAAUGUGGGAGUUAUUUUUUUCCUGUUUUUAUAUUUGAUGGACAUGAUUAUGUAUUGCUUGUGCUGCCUGCAUUUUCUUGAUUAGGCUUACUAUUGUAUAUAGUAUAAUUUAAAAUAGGUAAAAACUGAAUUAUUUUGCACGUUUACAUUUACUUUAUUAUUAUUGCUUGUUGGAUGCUUGCAUUGCUGUUUAGGAAUGUGAUGCAGUCGUCGCAUUGAGAGCUGUUAUUGUGGAUCCUACAUACCUAAAAACCAGAUGUACUCUAAUGCAGAUCACUACCACACAUCUCAGUGUAUGUUAUACAGGCUAUGUAUGAAGUUACUAACAAUGAUACCCAUUGGAAAGAAGUUAUGUUUGAAAUAAUUGGUGCCAUUAAUACAUUUCUAAGUGAAUUGAUUUAUUCGACUUUGUCUCAUCAUGGAAUAUAUUUUCAUAUGGUUCAAAAGUAUACACUUUAAGAUGGCUUAUUGCCAGCAGACACAGGAAUGAUAAACAAACAUAGCAAAUAGCUUAGCAAUUAAGUGUUACAAUAUUUGAUAUAUUCUGCAGUCAGAUUGUAGCUUUGUGUGGUUAAGUCAUCUAAAUGACAGUAAUUAAGGGAUCAUUCAGUUCCACGUAAAGAAUAUUGCCUCUGGGUUUUAUGUUUCCUUAGAUAAAGAGGAUCCUCGAAAUGCUGCAUCAAAUUCAUAUUACGAGAGGACAAAUAUACUCCAGUUUCUCAGAUCUUUUUACAUUUGAACACAAUUGGUCUUAAGGAAAAUGAUUGCUACUGUGGAACCAAAUGCACCUUAAGUUUUGUACAUUUCUUCAUCCAACUUUCCCAACUUUGAAUCGUGAAUUCACUCGUGAAAAAUAUGAAUUAGUUUGCAUGGCUCAAAGUUUUCUACUGUAGUGACAUUUAGUCUUUUCUUUUUUUCCCUUUAUUACAAACUCUACUAACUGUUGCUGCUAAAAUGAUGUUCUUUUGGGUCGUUCCAGCGCCGUUUGUCACGACACAGGUGAAGGUGGAUUUGAGAUCCUCUGCCGUGACAUUCUUGAACAGCAAACUCCUUUGUAGGAUUGCACCAUCAUCUAAAGUCGAUCUAAAACAAACAGCUCAGGUCUUCGGGGAAAGAGCCAUUGACCAGCCAGUAGAUGAGUGUCACAUCUUUACAGUUUGCAAACGCUUCACAGUGAAGGAACAGCUUCUCACCUGUAAGUCAGAAUACAUCAGACCCAUCAUACUUAACAGUAUAGCUUCAAUAUAUGUACAGGACCCCUUUAAUAUAUCUGUACGCUGUAAAUACCAAAUACUUGUUGGUCUUUCGUGUGUACAUACCUGGAUGAGCUUUUAUUUUGACAUGAUCUGGCCCAAUGAUCUUUGGAGAUUCAUCCUCAGAAACUGAAAAAGAAAUGUAGGUUCACACAAAAACAUAAUUACAUCAAAAUCAGACUUUGUAACACACAAAAUAUACCGUACCUGGAAAUCCAUCUGCAAGCAGCAGACACAACGAUCCAAAAACUGUUGAGAUGCAACAUAUUCACAAACAGUUCCAUAAUACAGUGAAAAGGACGGAUUUUGGUAAUACAUAGAAAUACCUUUGACAGCAGAUGACAGCUUCAUAGCGACUCUUCCAGUGAGAUCUUUUUGCUGUUGACUGUCGUUUUGGAUUACUAUAUAUACACACAAACAUAAUUCACUUCCCUACUCCCACACAAUCACAAUGCGUGGACAUAUGGUACAUGGGGAUUUCCUCACGAAGUUGCCAACGCUUGUCAACGCUUGUCAGUUUAAUUGCUGACUAAUUCACAGCUCUCGGUCUUGUGAUUCCGAUUGUCCCAAUAUAUAUAAUGUCAUCCAGUGGACAAUAACUUGGCUUUAGAUGCUGGAAAAAUAAACCACAAGGAUGUAUGGAUAAAGACAUAUA